This is a messenger RNA of Drosophila erecta, 3543 nucleotides long. Its product is annotated as putative sodium-coupled neutral amino acid transporter 11. The record is from RefSeq and is a predicted model, not a curated record. NCBI's taxonomy places the organism in Eukaryota, Metazoa, Arthropoda, Insecta, Diptera, Drosophilidae. Gene Ontology annotation, molecular function: amino acid transmembrane transporter activity. The coding region runs from base 348 to 1922 and encodes 524 amino acids. Gene Ontology annotation, biological process: amino acid transmembrane transport. The transcript has 11 exons.
GGCGCGACGGCCACAGGACAACGCUUACAGUAUCCUUGUUGAGAGUUUCGCAAUAUAUUUUCAUUGCUGCAGUCUCAUCGAAAGCGUCGAAGCAACCGAAUCGCAUCGAACACCCGAUAAAUCGGCGGCUGCUAGUACAUAUUUAUCCAGCUACUGCAGAUGGCCAGCCAACUACCCACCUAAACUAAACCGAAACCAGAGCUAAAACUAAACUGAAAUCAAAACUAAAACCAAAACUUAACGCAACUAAGUAAACAAGCUGAACUAAAAAAGAAGCCACUGGCUGUUACAACUUUCCCUAUUAGCAAAGUUGGACCAAAUAGGCAAAAGAACCCCGACCAAGCAACAUGAACAUGAACGACAGUCGACGCAACACCGCCACGGAAUUCAGCUAUAUCCUGCAGCGCCAGGGCAGCGAUGUGUCGGUUGCCGAGGCUUAUGCAUUCGAUGACUUCAACAAUAUAAUGAAGAACAACCAUCAGACACAUCAGCAACAGGGCCAGCCGCAACAGCCACAUCAGCAGCAGCCGCAGCCGCAGCAGCAGCUGCAGCAGCAUCGCCAGCCUUCGCAGCAGCAGCAGCAAGCACAGCAGGAUGCCGGACUGGGGGACACGCUGUCCUCGCUGCCACAGGCCUCGUUCAACUACAUCAACUCCAUCGUGGGCAGCGGCGUCAUCGGCAUACCCUACGCCCUGCACAGGGCCGGAUUUGGACUGGGCCUGGCCCUGCUCAUCCUGGUGGCCUACAUCACCGACUACUCACUCAUCCUGAUGGUCAGAUGCGGCCACAUCUGCGGCCGGUUCAGCUAUCCGGGCAUCAUGGAGGCGGCCUACGGCAAGUACGGAUACUACCUGCUCUCCCUCCUGCAGUUCAUGUAUCCCUUCCUGGCCAUGAUUUCCUACAACGUGGUGGUGGGCGACACGCUGUCGAAGGUACUGGUUCGCUUCUUCCCCUCCUGGGGCGGAUCCAUGGGCGCCGUGCGACUGGGCGUGGUCUUCUUCGUCAACGUGGGCGUGGUGAUGCCCCUCUGUCUCUACAAGAACGUCUCCAGACUGGCCAGAGCCAGCUUCAUUAGCCUGGCGUGCGUGGUCUUCAUCCUGUUUGCCGUCAUCAUCAAGCUCAUGUCGGGCGAUUAUAAAGUGACGGACACGGCGGAGUCUUGGCGGUUCGCCAACUCGGAUCUAAUCCCGGCCACGGGCAUCAUGGUCUUCGCUUUUAUGUGUCAUCACAACACCUUCCUCGUUUAUCAAUCGAUGCGCGACGCGACCAUGGAGCGCUGGGAGAAGGUCACCCACAUUUCGAUUGGAUUUGCCUGGACGGUGGCGGCCCUGUUCGGCAUCGCCGGCUACUCCACCUUCCGCGCCCUUUCCCAAGGCGACCUGCUGGAGAACUACUGCUGGGAUGACGACCUGAUGAACUUCUCGCGUGUUCUCUUCUCUAUAUCGAUACUCCUGACCUUUCCCAUCGAGUGCUUCGUGUCCCGCGAGAUUGUGCGCGCCCUCGUCCAUCGGUUCGUGCUGAAGGAGCCCAUCAGCGAGUUCACCCAGGACAAGGACCCCAGCCUGGAGAAGGGAGCCAUUAUCGAUGAGUACUCGAAAGCCAUUACCAUGGCCAUAGUGUUCAGCGCCUUCGUCAUCUCACCCAUGACCGACUGCCUGGGUUCGGUGCUGGAGCUGAAUGGUCUUCUGGCGGCCAUACCCCUGGCCUACAUCCUGCCCGGCCUGGCCUACAUCCAGAUGGAGCCGCACGCCCUACUCAGCCGGGAGAAGCUGCCCGCUCUGGGCCUGGUGGUCUUCGGAGCCCUGGUGACCAUCCUGGGGGCGGCGGUGCUCCUGCCGGGACUAAUGGGCGGCGACUGUCGAUCGGACAUUGUGAUGGGCUACUGCCGGCAGGAGUUCCAGAACACCACCUCCACGAACUAAGUUAACGGAACGGAAGUCAGUUGGGAUCGCAUUUUUAUGGUUUGGGUUUUGGGUUUUGGGUUGGAACUUCUGAUUUCACCUUCGGUUAACUCAGCUGCACCACGUCGCAUCGAAAGAAACUUGUACCUGAGUCCCAGACGUUCAAAGUAUCUGCGUAAGUAAGUUGUAGGCACAGUGUUGAAUUGGCUAGUGGAUAGUGGAUAGCGGAUAGUGGAUAACGGAUGUGUGAUACGGGCGAACCUCAGUACAAAGGCCAGGCGUUCUCUCCGAUCGAGCAACCCAUGUAUAUUUGCACCGGAUAGUCAUUUAUAGUGUACAUUUCGUUGGAUCCCCGUUGUUGAUGUCGGUAUUGUUGAAGUAGUGAAAGUUCCUCGAUAUAUAAGUGUGUACUCUGUACUUUGAAGCCAGCAAGUUGAGUUCGCGAUUUGAAUUGAAUUGAAUUGAAUCGAAAGAAACGAGCGAGGGCAAACUAAACCAAACUAGAACUAGAUGUUAUCCGUAGCUUUAGCGUAGUCUGAAACUAUUUGGGCACCAAUAUACACAAGCAAUCCUUAGCGGCAACCGACUCCCCAAGUUGAGAAGCGAAUCAAAAUCGAAAUCGAACAAGUAUUAUAUGUACCGACAACUAUUUGUAACUAUGUAUGUAUAUCUAUGGCCCGACGUUACCGAAUCGUAUUCCCCAGUUUUAUAUGUAUAUGUAUACAAGGGUAGAUAAAAAUGCGCUUGAACCGAACUAAAAUCAAACUACAAGUAUACUCGUAUCCAUCAACACAUCGAUUUGAACAACAGUUUUGAGUUGUUAAGGGCACUGAAUUCUAUUUUGAAUUGCAUAUAUACACCGAACACGAUCGAAUAUUUAUAUAUACACAUAGAUAUAUUUUUGUACAACUCUUGGUUUAUACUGCACGAUAUUAUGUAAAUACAUGUGUAUGCAUUUUUGGAUGUGAUUAAAGUCUUUACACUCACACAAAAGCCAUCACCUCUUACUUUCUCUUCGGGCUGAGAGAUCGGAACCAAGCUGAAGACCCCACAACUCUGUAUUCUAAGAGCUUAAACACUACAUAUCAUGGCCAAGGAACACGGGACAUGCCCAGGGCUUUUCUGAGAUACUUUUUACAAGAUCUAACCAACUAACCAACUGAACCUAUCGCUUUUACACAACGAAUACGAGAACGGAAACGGAACGGAACGGAAACGGAAACAGCAGAAAACAAUUUCCACAGACUUCCUGUAUAUACACGCUAUAUAGAUCCGCUUGCGUACGAUAUUGCUCAUCUUUUCACUCGCCAAAUAUCUCGUUGUAUCUCUCUUUUUAGCGCUAUGCUAUAUAAAUAUAUGUAUAUCAAAGCAUUAGUAAAGAAUUAGGGAAGUGUUGAUCGAUUGAUUAUAGCCGAAUUGUAAUAAUUAUAAUUGCUGUAUUAUGCAUGUAGCCACAUAUAUAAACAUAUAUUAAAUUGUUUAGAUGGUAUGUGGCCGGAAGUUUUGAUUUACAGCGCAGGCCUACCCCAGAAAUAACCAAAUCCGAUUUCAUUCCAAUAGUAUAUAUGUAUAGAUAAGCUAAAGUAAAACCAAAUGAAAUAUUCUGAAAUAAUAAAACUGCAUUUUAGAAAUAUGCUAAAAC